AUGAUGUCCAUUCUCUUACCAACCGUCUAUCUAUGGAUGGUGGACCUCUUGUCACUCCAACGUGGCACGUGGGUCAUAGAAAAGGGAACAAAGCUAGACAUUCAAUUCUGGGGAUUUCUAGACAUCGAAGAAGCAACCUUCUUCUUCCUCAGCAAUGUCAUGGUUGUAUUUGGCAUGGUUACCAUGGACCACGCCAUUGCAUUGGCUCAAUAUGACAUUGUUAUCUCGGAGUCACCCGGACGGUCACUUCCUCCAAUAGCUCAAAUUGCUUGGUCGUAUAUGGCCCAACGGCGAAAGCCUCUUGAUGUCGGUUUUUUAGAUGGGCUUCGCGCGGCAGUGACUGAGCUCUCACGCAAAAGCCAGAGCAUGUACCUAGGAAGCGCAAUGUUCCAGGACGGACUGCGAGUUGAUCUUAUCUUUCUAUACUCAUUCUGUAGAGUCAUCGAUGACUUGGUCGACGAGGCUCCUACUCGUGAAAAGGCCCAAGAGAGCAUCAAGGAGGCGUCUCAAGUCCUGCACUGGCGAUUUUCCACCAAGAGCCCCAGAAAGCCUCUGUACGACUACCUUAAGGCCGACAAGGACAAUAAAUUCGGCUCAAAUUCGACUCCUUUGCUCAAUUCAAUCGCACUACUACCUGCCUCUCGACUAAGUCUGGGACCAUUAAUUGAACUUUUAUCUGGAUUUGACAUGGAUCUUUUGUUUUCCGCUGAAAAGAACGAAUUCCCCAUCGAGACGGAAAAGGAUCUAGAGGUUUACGCUCAGCGUGUCGCUGGCACCGUUGCAGCCGGUCUGCUGGAACUAGUCUUCAGUCACUCUGAAGUACAGUACAGUACUGCGCAACGGGAGAAGAUUAUCAAUGCAGGUCAGAAAAUGGGCCAGGCGUUGCAGUAUGUCAAUGUUGCGCGCGAUAUUAAACGGGACGCAGCGAUUAACCGAGUCUACAUACCAACUAUGUGGUUGAAGACGAAAGGAUUAACACCUACUGAUGUGAUUAAUAACCCGGAGGAUCCUGCAUUAGCUACAUUCGAGUCUCAGAUGCUUGUCAAGGCAGAUAGUGCAUAUCAGUCGAGUGUGGAUGCGAUUGACGAGUUACCGAGAGAUGUUCGAGGGCCUGUCAAGACUACCGUUGAGAGUUAUAUGAUGAUUGGACAGAUGGUUCGCAAGGCACGGCAAGACGCGAUUAAAAUAGAGGGAAAGCUCAAAGUCCCAUUGUGGCGCAGGUUGACGCUUGCAUGGAGGGAGAUGUAUGUCAAUCACUAG
This is a messenger RNA of Penicillium cataractarum, 1260 nucleotides long. RefSeq names its product Bifunctional lycopene cyclase/phytoene synthase. Gene Ontology annotation, molecular function: geranylgeranyl diphosphate synthase activity. The coding region runs from base 1 to 1260 and encodes 419 amino acids. NCBI's taxonomy places the organism in Eukaryota, Fungi, Ascomycota, Eurotiomycetes, Eurotiales, Aspergillaceae. The record is from RefSeq and is a predicted model, not a curated record. Gene Ontology annotation, biological process: biosynthetic process. The transcript has 3 exons.